This is a messenger RNA of Coffea eugenioides, 994 nucleotides long. Its product is annotated as ganglioside-induced differentiation-associated protein 2. The record is from RefSeq and is a predicted model, not a curated record. Bases 98 to 703 code for a protein of 201 amino acids. Lineage: Eukaryota; Viridiplantae; Streptophyta; Magnoliopsida; Gentianales; Rubiaceae. The transcript is spliced from 3 exons.
CUCGCUAGUAGUACUAUUUAAGUGCUCCAUCGCCCCCUCUCCCCUUUCCCAUCCAAUUCCCACCACUCUGCAAAAACAAAAGGAGAAAAAUAAAAAGAUGCCUCUAGAAAUCGAUCAAGCUGUGGAACACAUCCAACACCUCAACCUCUUCGAGAUCCGCGGACGGGAUAAUGACCAGCGCAAAAUCCUCCGCAUCGUCGGCAAAUACUUCCCUGCUAAGGUUGUGAGUGUUGAAAGCGUGAAAAAGUACUUGGAGAAGUAUAUCUUUCCUGAGCUGGAAGAGGAGCCCUUCUCCAUCGUGUAUUUCAACGCCCGAGUGGAGAAAAAAGAGAACUUCCCCGGAAUCUCUGCUCUCAAAUCAAUCAACGACGCUAUUCCGGUCAACGUUCGGAAUAAUCUUCAGGCCGUUUAUUUCGUCCAUCCUGGCCUUCACUCCAGGCUCUUCCUCGCCACCUUCGGCCGCUUCAUCUUCACCGGAGGGUUGUAUGGGAAAUUCAAGUACAUAAGUUGGCUGACUUAUCUCCGGCAACAUGUGAGGCGGAAUCAAAUUGAGAUCCCUGAAUUUGUUCAAGAUCAUGAUCGACACUUGGAGCUCCGUCCGACGAUUGAAUAUUGUCUGGAGAUUGAGCAUCCGAGGCCCCGUUGUUCUCUCAUCCAAUCCGAUUCUGCUUUCGAUGUUUACUCCAUGAGGUGCAUUGCCUGAUAAUAAACAGUCCAGGCGACAUUCUGUGUCUAGAUAUAAAUAUUAUUGUGAGAUAGAUGAAGGGGAAAAAAAAAAGAGAGAACUUUUAGUAAUCUUUAGCAUAGGAGGGCGAUGAUCUUUUUUUUUUUUUUUGGUUAAGUUUUUGCCUUUUUCGCUUUUGCUUUUUGGUCUGUUUUCGGAUGAGGAGUUGUUAUCGCCUUCAAUGUUUUGCGUGUUUGUGUAGUUGUACAGAUGUCUCAAUGAGAGGUAGGUAUGGUCGAAAUAUUAGUGGUGAUCACUUCCCGUGCAAAA